AUGUUGAACGCUCGGUACUUGUUUUUGUUACUCUCACAGAGCGCUGCAUUCAGCAUCGACUUGUCCGCUCUUUCCAUCAGGCAGACGGCUGCUCCCAACCAACUUCCUGAUGGAGUUCUGCCCGCGCUUGCUUUUGAGCGAUCGACGUGGGCCACAGGAUCGGUAUACCAAGAUCCAUUCUACCAAGUUGCUCCAGAAUGGGCAGAGGCCGAUUUCGGCACAGUCUUUAGGGUUGAAGACAUGGAUCCAACGGUCUACACUAUUCCCCCUGCGACAUCGAUUUCCCGGAUACUUUACCAAAGCAAAAGCUACACCGGAAAGAAGACUCCUACAUCGGGAUACGUCUUAUUUCCUUACAGCCCUCGCAAAAUUAAAGGUGGCAGUGUCCCAGUAGUGCUAUGGGGACAUGGUACAUCUGGUUUACACCCAGAGAGUGGCCCAUCUCAUCUGAGAGACCUCUGGCAGAACGCACAAGGACCCACACCUCUUGUCCAACAAGGUUACGUCGUUGUGGCUCCUGAUUAUGCCGGACUUGGCGUGGGCAAGAAUGCUGCUGGAAAGAAUAUCACGCACGAAUAUCUAGCCAGUCCUGCUCACGCAAACGAUAUGGAGUACGCUCUGAAAGCGGCGCGCUCGGCAUUCCCCAUCCUUGGUAAAAAGUUCGCGACUAUCGGCCAUUCGCAAGGAGGCGGCGCAGUUUGGAGCUUCGCAGAGCGCAUGCGAACAAAUCCCAUCGACGGCUAUUUGGGAGGAGUUGCAAUAUCUCCAGUGACACGCCUACUUGACUUGCCACAGGACAGCCCGAUCAAAGCAUUAUUGGUUGCAGCGGCGCUUCCCGCAAUCGCCAACAUUUUCCCAGGCUUCAACAUAGCAAGUGUUCUCACUCCCGAAGGAGCACAACGUUUCGCCCUUGAACAGAAGACAGGGGGAAAUGUACAAGCGACAAUUGCACUGCUUCUUACUAUGGCUGGUUUUCCAAUAUUGAAAGAUGGAUGGGAGAAAAAUGAGUAUGUUUUGCGCUACCAAAACGCCACCGGAAACGGGGGAAAACCAAUUAAAGGACCGCUGCUAGUGAUACAAGGAGACAACGACGCAAACAUAGAUGUGCGCACUACGACUGCUGCUGUGGAGAAGACAGCCACUGUGAAUCCCAAAGAGAGCAUUUCUUAUGCGAUAUACAGCAAUAUCGCGCACGCCCCGGCCGUCUGGGUUGGCCAACAACGAUAUCUGGACUGGCUCGCGAAAAGGUUCGAUGGCGAAGCACCCUCUUCGGGCCUAGCCAGAGACCAAGUGAGCUCAUUCCGACCAUGGGCUAAAUACCUGCCUGAGCAAAACUUCUACGCGAUGCGGGCUACUGAGUCCUAUCAAGUUCCGGCAUAG
Molecule: messenger RNA, 1380 nt
Organism: Parastagonospora nodorum SN15
Lineage: Eukaryota; Fungi; Ascomycota; Dothideomycetes; Pleosporales; Phaeosphaeriaceae
Exons: 1
Coding region: 1-1380 (459 amino acids)
Biological process (GO): lipid catabolic process
Molecular function (GO): triacylglycerol lipase activity
Source: RefSeq, a predicted model, not a curated record